Messenger RNA from Scedosporium apiospermum, 309 nucleotides. RefSeq lists its product as uncharacterized. The coding region runs from base 1 to 309 and encodes 102 amino acids. Lineage: Eukaryota; Fungi; Ascomycota; Sordariomycetes; Microascales; Microascaceae. The record is from RefSeq and is a predicted model, not a curated record. The transcript has 2 exons.
AUGCAUCUCAAUUCCCGCGUCCACCGUGGCAAGCAGAUACAAUGCCCCCUCUGCAAGGGCUGCUUCGCCACGGCCACGGGCCUUACCCACCACGUCGAGACGGGUUCGUGCCCUAACGCCGUUGGUCUGGGCCGUGAUACCCAGUUCAAGUUCGUACGUAAUAAGGACCCAGGCGGUAUUAUUACGAAGAACAUGAUCGGCUGGUAUGGCUCUGCACAGUACGAGGCAACCAGCAACUCGUACAACUCCUACCAUCAAGGCUGGAGUGCUAUUUCUGUCAUCGCCUUUUCGGAGCGUUGCCUAGCCUAA